This is a messenger RNA of Durio zibethinus, 1912 nucleotides long. RefSeq lists its product as uncharacterized. Gene Ontology annotation, cellular component: chloroplast. The record is from RefSeq and is a predicted model, not a curated record. Lineage: Eukaryota; Viridiplantae; Streptophyta; Magnoliopsida; Malvales; Malvaceae.
UUAGUUGUCAUAAAAUUGGUUGGGGGAAAGAAAAUCUUCCGCGAGAAUCAAAUCAACGGAAAAAAGAAUGGCUUCAGAUAUUAGAACAGUGUUACGUUACAUGUCAUACUCUUUGUCUUGUACCAACAACAGAGUUUCACAACAGCCACUCUUUGUCUCUCUGCACAAAACAAAAAGACAAAAACGGGAACUCCCUCGUUCUCUAUCACCAAUCUCUCGUAAGAAAAACCUUAAUCAACCACAAGCGAUGGCGGGAGUCCUUAACAUCCCCAAGCUCCCGCUUUUGUCGCCAUUUCCCCUGCGCAAACAAUCAAGACCCUUCAUUUCCAUUAAAGCAUCUUCAGAAUCCUCCAAUUCCCAAGCCAAUUCUGCUUCUAUAAGCACCAAGGAAGAGCAAAAACCAAGCUUUGCCUCUUCUUCAACAGUAACAACAUUUGCUCCUCCUCCAAAUUUCAAGCCGCCAGAGCCUAAGCGGUUUGCGGUUAGACCAGAUAAGGUUUGGGAUAUCCUUGGGGCAGCUCUUGCCUUGUUCUUUCGGUGGGGAACUGGUGUUUUUGUUUCUGGCUAUUCUGCAUCUGUUGUUUCUGAGAACGAGAUUCCACCUGGCCAAUAUUGUUUAGAACUAGGAGGCUCUAAGGUGAAAGAGACAUCAAAGAUAGGCCCUCGUCCAGAGAAGCCUAUUGAGAUAUAUGAGUUUGAAGGUUGUCCAUUUUGUCGAAAGGUUAGGGAAAUUGUUGCAGUUUUGGAUCUUGAUGUUGUGUUUUAUCCUUGCCCCAAAAAUGGUCCAAAUUUCCGUCCCAAAGUUGCUCAGAUGGGUGGAAAGCAGCAGUUCCCCUACAUGGUGGAUCCAAAUACAGGAGUUGCUAUGUAUGAAUCAGAUGAAAUUAUAAAGUAUCUGGUUGCCAAAUAUGGUGAUGGAAGUGUUCCUUUCAUGCUAUCACUUGGUCUACUGACGACAUUGACUGCAGGCUUCGCCAUGAUUGGCCGCAUGGGAAGGGGAACUUCUUACAUUCCAUCAAAAUUGCCUCCCAAGCCACUUGAGAUAUGGUCAUAUGAGGGUUCUCCAUUCUGUAAGAUUGUGCGAGAAGUGCUGGUGGAACUAGAGUUACCACACAUCCAACGCAGUUGUGCUCGAGGCAGCCCAAAACGGCAGAUCCUCUAUGAGAAAGCUGGACAUUUUCAGGUACCUUAUUUAGAAGACCCAAAUACUGGAGUGCAAAUGUUUGAAAGUGCAGAAAUAGUGGAAUACUUAAAAGCUACAUAUGCUCAAUAAUAAUCAAAACCUUCCCAGGUAGGUUUUCCUUGUGGUCUUCUGUUAUAGAUAUUCCCUUUUUUUUUUUUUAACGUCACCCUUCUGUCAAUUGGGCUUGGCUCAAAGUUGUAAGAGUAAAGUGGGAAUUAGGUAGAGAUUUUAAGCUUGACCCACGAGCUGUGUUGCUCCUUCUUGUACCCAAAAAAAACUAUUUUUUAUUAUUUAUUUUCUUUCUAAUGAAAAGGUGCUUCCAUAUGGCACUGAAUAUGGUGGACAAAUUCUCUAGAUUGAUCUUCCUAUAUCAAUAUAAGGUCUGUUGGAACAGUUGAUCCAUAAACAAAAGAAUUCCUAUCAAAAUGUAACAGUAUGUUCUACACAUGGUCGUCAUAUGGUGGGGGCUAAAGAAUAUCCGUAUGUUAACCUCUUAACCUUUAAUGAAGAAUCCUUAUCUUUGCUUUAAAAUUGUGAUGAAAAGAGUUGUCAACAAAUAAUGUAGUUUCUAGUCUCAUCACCAUUAUCUGUGGCAUUCCGAGUGUCACUUGUUCAUUGAUGAGCAUACCAUUGUCUCUCACCUCUCAUUGAGCCGACGGAGCUUCUUAUAAUAAUGCAUCGUGGUCCUGGAAAUGGAAUCUGAUCCUGCGCCUUUAAGCACAUAUUGAC